This is a messenger RNA of Trichoplusia ni (cabbage looper), 1187 nucleotides long. Its product is annotated as transcription factor Adf-1-like. Gene Ontology annotation, molecular function: DNA binding. The transcript is spliced from 2 exons. The record is from RefSeq and is a predicted model, not a curated record. Lineage: Eukaryota; Metazoa; Arthropoda; Insecta; Lepidoptera; Noctuidae. Gene Ontology annotation, cellular component: transcription regulator complex; nucleus. Bases 191 to 1114 code for a protein of 307 amino acids. Gene Ontology annotation, biological process: regulation of transcription by RNA polymerase II.
UGUGAGGUCGUGCGGCCGCGUCGCUCGUAUAGACUAGCGAGCUGGCAACAGUGCCAAGCUAUUUUUAGUAUGAAGUCUGUCGUGUCGAUCGCAUCACGUAUACUUGUUUUUAAAUAAUAAUUCCUGUGAUUAUAAAGCUAAAACUGUUUGUGAAAAUGGACUGACCAUAUUUACGUUUUGUGUGAAUUAAAUGACAGUUGAAAUUGUCAAAAGUGUAAGCGACUCUUCCAGCUGUGCGCCCGUACAUAACUUUAGUUAUAAUAGUUUGAUAAACUUUAUAAUGGAUAAUUCGGUUUAUUUUAUCGAACAAGAAAGAGUGAUGAAUCUGGUUGAAAAGUUGAUAAGUGAAGUUGAAAAGAGACCGUUACUGUGGGACAGAUUCGAUAAUGAUUACAGUAAUCGAGCGGCGAUGGAUGCCGAGUGGGAAAAAAUAGCUGAAAUCCUUUCGAGGGACAAAAACUACGUUAAAAACAAAUGGCGGAAUUUACGAGACCAAUUCAUCAGAGAAAAUAAAAAGGUUAAAGUUCCCUUCGAUAACCCGACUAAACCGUACAUCUCUUACUACAGAGGCAAGUGGGCCUAUUUUGAGAACAUGUUGUUCCUUAAAAGGGCCUCUGUCCCAACAAAGAAAGCCGCUGGCUACUCCUCAACAGACGAAGUUGAACUAUUCGAAGAAGAAAUCAAAGAAGAAGUACUAGAUUAUGAAGAUGACAUAUUCAUAGAUUCAGCUACAUAUAAUAGUGAAACUGAAAGCAAUAAAGUUGACGAAACUCUAACUGCAAGAGUAGACGAAUCAUUCAACGGUAAUAAUACAAAAUUUGAUAAAGAAGUUCCUCCGGAAGAAGAAACAGGUCGAAAAAGAAAAACCUUAGAAACAGCGGACACAGUAGUCAAAGCUAAAAGACAAUCAAUAGCCAGUACACCAAAUGUUUCUUCUGAAGACCAAGGAGAAAUAGAUGAUGAUCUGCAUUUCGUUAAGAGUUUAGUGCCGUUCCUCAGAAAAUUGAGUCCAAUUAGAAAACUGUUAGUUAGAAAUGAAAUACAGAGUCUUUUGAUAAGGGAAAGCCUUUGUGAAAAAUGUAAAGUAGGUAACCACUCUACACAUAACUCAUAACUGUACUUAGUACCUAAUUAAAAAUUGUUAAAGUUAGUUUAAACUACAGUGCAAAUUAAAUUUGUAUUUUUUU